AUGGUGAAUGACCUGCACUGGGAAAUGGGCUCUGAAUGUGUGGGUGAUCUUGGCCAGGACCAGAGACAGUAUCAGCUUAAAGGCACAUUUCAAGAUCUGAAGGUCUUUUUGGCAAGAGAACUUGUUCAUUCACAGUUUGAAUACAGCCCAGCCAAGACGAUUGCUGAUGAAGUAGUGGACGUGGGGACCAAACUAGAUUAUAUCAUCGAGCAAUACUUUGAGAAGAGAGAGACGUACAAACGUUUGAUAUAUAACAAGACAACUGCACGAAGUUCUUCUGAUCCCUGGCAGUUCCAUGGAAGGAGCCUCUAUUAUUUUUCCAAAGAAGAAAAAAGCUGGUAUGAAGCAGAGAACUUCUGCAUUGCCAGAGGGGCACACUUGGCCUCUAUCCUUGACAAUGAAGAACAGAAUUUCAUCACUUUACGACUUCAGCACACUUCCUGGAUCGGACUUGAAAAUAAGGAAGGCAAAUGGAAAUGGUCAGAUGGCUCCACACUGGUGAAAGAGUAUUGGUCUGAAUACAAGCCUAGCAACGCAAGGGUUGUUGGGAAAUCCAACCAAGACUGUGUGAUGAUAGUACCUUCAUUUAUGUACUAUAACUGGAAACAAAACGACUGCGAUAAGCUCUACAGAUGGGUUUGCAAGGGAACCCAAGAUUACUGAAGAACAAUAAAGAUGACUGAAUGAGUUACCUGACUAGUCAGGAUGA
Heteronotia binoei (common prickly gecko) is the source of this 709-nucleotide messenger RNA. RefSeq names its product C-type lectin domain family 4 member F-like. Gene Ontology annotation, cellular component: external side of plasma membrane. Lineage: Eukaryota; Metazoa; Chordata; Lepidosauria; Squamata; Gekkonidae. Gene Ontology annotation, biological process: biological process involved in interspecies interaction between organisms. The transcript is spliced from 6 exons. The record is from RefSeq and is a predicted model, not a curated record. Gene Ontology annotation, molecular function: carbohydrate binding. Bases 1 to 663 code for a protein of 220 amino acids.